This is a messenger RNA of Acanthosepion pharaonis, 1956 nucleotides long. The record is from the annotation of a GenBank genome assembly. NCBI's taxonomy places the organism in Eukaryota, Metazoa, Mollusca, Cephalopoda, Sepiida, Sepiidae.
AUGGAUGACACAAUACCUACAGUUACAGUGACCACUUCCAAAUUAACUCCCGAGGAAUGUGCUGACUUUGCAAACAGUCCAUGCAUGGAUUCCUUUUAUUCUUUGAAGACACAAAUCGAGUCUGCCAAUGAACAGUGGGUGAUUGAGUUUUUAGAACAUGGGGGUCUCAUAAAUCUAUUAGACAGCCUUUGUGGCAUGACAUCUCAUGGCCCUUCAAAUUUCUCGGAUGCUCUUUUACAAUUUGAUUGUUUAUCUUGCAUAAGGGCACUGCUCUGUUUUGAAGUUGGAAUUGCAUAUUUGGCACAGUUGGAAAAUGGAGUCAAUCAGUUGGUUUCAGCGCUAAAUACCGUCCAUAGUAUGACCAAAAAGGAAGUCUUUGAGAUUCUGGCUGUUCUUUGUGUUUUUAAUUCCCAGGGUUAUUAUUCUGUUCUUCAGGCUUUGCAACAUUACAAGAAAGAAGCUGCUCAGACCCAUAGAUUCAGUAUUUUAAUCACAGAGUUGAAGCAAGCAGAUACUGUUGGGUAUAAGUGUUCCAUUGUAUCAGCCAUCAACUGCAUCAUCUCUGCAAAUGAUAACUUACAUGGUCGUCACAAGAUACGCAAUGAAUUCAUUGGACUUGGACUCUUGGAUGCUUUUACUUAUAUCCAAAAAGAAGACUCAGAUGAAGAUCUUAAUAUUCAACUAGAGUCAUUUUAUGGCCAAAAGUACCAAGAUGACGAUAAAUUAAAUAUGAUGUAUGAAGGUGACUUCCAAAGCCCCUCAGAACUUCUGAAUAUGCUUAUUGAAAAGAUAAUUGGAACUCCAAAAUAUAUUUCAUUCUUGCAUAUUUUACAAGAUUUAUUAAAGCUGGAACUAGAUGACGAGCAAAUAGACAGCUCUGUCAACAAAUGGCAAUUGAUAGAAAACCUUGUUGCCAAAGUUCAACAUGGAGAAACACCCCACUGGAUGGAACCACGUAAGGCAAAGAAACGGAAUGGCAGUGCAAAUGUUUUCAAAGAUGAUCUAGUAAGCUUUUCAAAAGGUUCCUCAUCUAAUGAUGCUAUUCUGCCAUUGAUCAAGGCUCCUGCUGGAACAGAACUUGAUCCUUACAGAAAUGAAAGAAAAGGCGAUGGAAAUUACAACAAGCUAUCAUUGUGGAUGUGUUUUACCCCCAGCAAGAAAUUAAAACGAUUGCAAUGGCUGAAGAUACCAUCAGAAGAAAUAGAUAAGCCAAAACGCUGUGUUUGGAGAGUCAGUAAUGAUUUUCUUCCAAUGUUGCCAAACUUCACCAAAAUUGAAGAAUUAUUUUCUACUAAGUUUCCCGAUGAAAAAUUGCAUGUCUCUAUGCUUCAUUCUUUCACUGGAGAUAUUUCAUCUCUUCAUCCAUCGGAGCAAUUUCUGAUGGAACUAACCAGUGUAAAAGACUUCCGUGUGUUACUGCAAGGUUACCUCUUGCAGGACGAAUUUCUGGCAAAAUUUGUUAAGCUACGAUCCAAUAUUCGGCAUCUUAUAGAUGCUUGCAAAGCCAUCCUUGAAGAUUCCAGCCUCAGAGAUAUGCUCCAUUUGAUCUUAGGUGUUGGAAAUUAUUUGAAUCAGGGUUCUUGUUAUGGUAAUGCCUGUGGCUUCAAGUUAUCUAGCCUCUCUCUGUUGGAAGAAAUGAAAACUUCUACAAUGGUCAAUCAAAGCCUCCUUCAUCAUCUUGUCCAGUUAGUAGAGGAAAAUGAUCGAGAAGUUCUUAUGUUCACGGCGGAAACAGAAACUCUGGAAAAAGCCUCUGAAUGUCGUCUUGAUGAUAUCCGUAGUGAGAUAAAUACGAUGAAUGAUAAUCUUAAACAUUUUCUUCAAGACUUGACUAUUGCCAGUUCAAAUGUAACACACAUUAUCCCUCUCAGUUUUAUUAAACUCGACUUUUGUUCACAAUACUCUUUUUCCGCACGACUGAGUUUAGGAAAACUUUAUAUUCAAGAAGCAACAUAA